AUUACCGAUUGUCCCCUGGAAAAACACUCGGGUUUCCUCCGCAAGCGCAGUCCUCAUUUUCUCUUCCCGACUCCAUCGUUGUCGACAGAUCCCUUCGAGGGACUCACCAGCUUGCAGUCCCGUGGCAUUUCUCUCUCACCCUCGCCUUCUCGCCCCACUGUACAAAACUGUGCCAGUAGGCCGAGUAUCACACGUGAUUCUUCCUAUUAAUUUUUAUACUCCUGACUCCUUCACGCGUCUCCAUUUCUCUUUUUCCAACUCAUCUCAAGUCUUGAAACCAAAUUCGAAAAUUUUCCUCACCACUCAAGUGAAAGUCUGCGUUUUUAAAAAUAAAAUUGUUAAAAAUUACUAUUACUACGACACUUGUAAUUACAUUAAUGCCAUCACACAAUUUAUAAAAAAUAAAUCAUGGAUAAGCGAAGAUCUUUCGAUAACGGACUAAUGGAACAGGCUCUGCCCAUCCCAGUUCAACUUUAUCUUUGGCGUCAAUUGAGACCAUUUACCAGAGCGAAGCUCGGAAAAUUACACGAGGCAUCAUGUACGUUCUGCCAAAAUGCGCCCGGGCAUCACGAAAUGAAAGAAGCCAGUACGUCUUUUGAAAAAGUACUCGUUCAAAGUCUCCACAAUGAAUUAACGCCAUCAUUAAUUGAAAUAUUAAAUACUGUACCACGAUGGCGUUUAAUACAGACAGCAUUACCAUACGUAUUGCAUUCAGCAGCUAAUUUACUUUACAACAAAAAAGAUUUACAAAAUAUCGGACCAAUAGAAACAACGCUAUUGUAUAUUCUUCACUGGUUUUUACUUGACGCCGCUGAAGAAUGUGCGGAAACAGAUUCAGAACUCGGGAUGCAAAAUAAUCCAUUUUAUUAUCUUUACUCCAUACCAACAAUUACUUUAUUUGUGUACUUGUUUGCUCCGCUGAGCAACCAUUUGAAAGAUAUUGACUUCAAAAGCAACUUGCGGCUUGAAAAUGGAGUUAAAAUUUGGGAACCGAUGAAUGAAUAUCGACAUCCAGAGAACUCAUGUUUUACUGCGCACUGCAGACCUAAGCCGAGAUCUUUGUGGUGGAAGUCUUCGAGAUUAGGAAAGCAGUCGACAGAUAUUUUUUUUGGCUCACGUAAAAAGAAUGAUGAAGAUGACAGUCCACCGAGUCAGACUAUCAGUAUGUGUUUUUCAGAACAAAAUUUGCCGACUAGUAAACAAGAUGAUGAAAAUAACUGGGUUUCGUCGCCAAAAGAUACAGUAUUUCCGGAAACUAUACCUGAAGAAAGUUCAAGUAAUGAAGACGAAAAUGUAAUAUAUCGGAUGCCUUUUCCUGAUAACGAUAAAAACGGAGACGGAGUUAAAAAAGUUUUUACAAUAUUUUCAGCCGAGGCGAGUAUUCUUCACGUAGCGAUGGGUCGCUCCAGUAAAUCUCUUGAGUCAACGCUGACCAUCGAACGAGUAGGAUACGAUAGAUCUGAUGAAAAAACACUUACAACUUUACAAUUUGGGAUUAAAAGUAAAACGAAAGCUGAAAAAAAUGAAAAAAAUAAUCAAGAAAGUGCCAAACAAAAACCUGAACCUCCAACCGAAGAAAAUGUUCAAACUGAUCAAAAUGAAAACCAAUCGACCCGCGCCUCAGGAGCCACGGUUGACAUUCGCGCGGCGACUUUUAUGGACGUCGCGGUUCUGAGAUGUCUUUUUAUUUCUCAGUGGCAAGAGGAAGGAAUCUAUUGGGCCCUACAAUUUUUAUACAACCGACUACAAAAGAUAAAUGAAGAAACGUCGAUGCAACAAAUGCCCCGAAGACGAAGCAAUUCAUUGCCAAUACCUAAAAUCGAGGUAUCUAUUUACCAAAGUCCCGAAAGCAAAAAGAAAGAAGACAAAGAAGUCAUCGAUAUGCCUGCGGAUGCCCGGGAGCCUUCAACGAUGUCAGACUUGGCAACGAUCGCCGAUCUGCCUUACAACACUACCAACAAAAUUAACGAAGAGGGCAGCCAUGUUAGACGUGCAAGUGAGAAAACAAAGAAGCGGAUGAAGAUGGCUGACUUGAAGGCUUUUGUUGAAACUAAAUUACUAUCCAAGUCGGAGAAAAAUUUAGAGAAAAUUGGACACGAUGAAUCUAAACAUGAAUUAGAAAAAGACCUAGAAUGCCAUCGAAGUCUCGAUACAGGCGACGAUCAUUUGACGAGACCAACUUCAACGUCUUCAAGAAUUUUUGACGCCCGGGACAUUGACCAGAUGCUUUACCCGUCAAAUUUAAUCAAAGGCAAAAGCAUGCCGAGUUUAAGCUGCUUGAUUAACGAGCUCACUGCUGGUGGAUACACUGGAGACACAAAAGUUGAGAGGAAGCAAAGCAGAUUUUACAGCCAAUCUUGCGCAGCGCCCAAUCCGAUAAUUACUGUCACAGAACAUACGCCAACUCCGUCGCCUGAUUAUUUAAAACGCCAGGGUUCAAUAGACAGCCAGCUGGACUCGAUAAGCAUCCACGGGAGUAGAUUGAGCUCAGAACGCAAGCCAAGUUUGACCCGAUCUCAAACUGAUUCAAAUAUCACAUACUUGGGCGAUGACAUUCCCGAAGCCCCUGGAUCUGCGUAUUAUAUCACUAAGGAAGGCGAUAUUGAUUAUCAAAUCGUUUUGAAGGCUGUGCAUUCGGUGGCCUUGAGAGACGGUACUUACUGCACUCCGCGAGUUUGUGAGAGUAUUUUGAACCUAGUGGAAUUGCUAAUGGAGAUGGGAGUUUUGAAAGAGUGCCUUGAAGAAGAAGCGAGCAAUGCCGGAUCAGGUCAAGAUGUCAAUGAGAAACCUGAACGCAAGCACGAUUCUCCAGUAAAUGAUCAAGAUCCUCGCAAUGAUCUUGAAGGCCGGAAUUGGAAUGCCCAUGCGCUAAUGCUGAAUUGCGUCUUCCGCGUGAUAAAGCAUCUGGGCUGUCCCCACGGGUGCGCGGAUGGAAUCCGGGGACCUCAAGCGGACUUUUGUCGUUCCCAAGUCUCUACUAUGCUGAGCAAGCUCUUCCAGGCAAGCUCGAGACAGUUUUCCCGUACUCUACGAUCGAUGAUCUCAAACCAGCCUAUCCCAGAUAUUCUUGAGCUGUUUCACUCCUACGUGGGCUUUUGCGUGGAACCCAGCUCACUAUUGUCACCUCUCAAUCAAAAGAGAAACGUCAACAAAUCACCAGAAACGGCGAAUCAAACCAGUUACUCGAAUAAUUUCGGUCUGGGAAGUGGAAUCCUUUCAAAUAAUACAGCAUCAGUAGCAGCAACAGCAUCUGCUCUAGCUUCUGCAACAGCAGCCUCAGCGACUGCAUCUUACGGUGGUCUCAAAUACGCAUCGCGUACAAUCGAAAGCAAAAUACUUGGUUGUAUUUUCAAAUCUCUUGUAACUCGAUUCGUUUCUAGUUCCCGCGAGUUUAAGUCCCAAGAAAAUAUUUCUAUUUACUGUGAUAUAAAACAAUUUAUAACUUACGUUAAGGAAAAUCACGGAGGCGUUUUCCGACGUGUUGCUCUCAGUGGAAUUUUAGAUUCCUCGGACAAACCAAACAAACGUUGUAACUCUAGUAUCAUAACCACCCGCGUGAUUCGUCAUAUUCAUCAGUCAGAGUUCGAUGACGAUCUAGCUGACUGUCAUUAUAUUGACGAUCGAGGAACGAGAAAGGCGUUUAAAAAACGCAGUACCUCCUCUACAGGCGCGCUACAGAGCUUAUUAGAGACGGAGCUGAGUGAAGAAAACGUUAAAGUAAGUCAGAGUCCUUUAGGGAACCUGCGCAAGAAGCAUCUGUUGACGCCACGUCAGAGCGAGCGUAAUUUAGGAAUCGGCGAGACCUGCGUCAAUAGAAAGAACCGCAAGUCUACCAGAUUCCAGUUUGGGGGGAUCGUUAACUGGUGCAGACGCGAAUAUGGAAGGACUGAUUCGACUGAUAGCCAUGACAGCAGCGAGUCGCCCAGCGAAGGCAACUUUAUCAGACAGUCAAGCUUCCAUCGCGGGCAUUAUCGCGUUACCAGACCAGGUCGCGGUGUUGGACAGACACUACAACGUGCAAAACGUCGUAUGGAAAAUAAACUUAAUAAAAUAGGAUUUGGUAAAGGAAAAAAAAAUGAAAGUCUUGAAGAAGCUCCACAUAAUUAUUUCAGUAGAAGAAAUUCAAUGGAUAUGGGAGACGCGUCGAGGGAAUCAGAGUUUGUUGUUUUGAAGGAAAGACGAUUGGUACCAUGUGAAGCUGUCUUUGAAGGAAUGAAACGGUUUUCAUUUUUACUAGAAACUUGUCAACCUGGUUCAGUACCUGAUCAUCAUUUAAUAGCAGCUAUUCUUGAUCUGCCUUAUGCGCCAGUUGUAGCGCGAGCGUCUCUGCUGCUGGAGUGUGCGCACUUGGUCCAUCAAUGCAACAAAGGUCACUGGCCGACUUGGAUGAAAAUAAACCUUCCGAUCUUCCGGCCGUCUAUCGCAAUGAGCACCAGGAAUGCUCCCAGUGGGUUAAGACGCACGCACGUUCUCCAACGCGCUGCUGGUAAACUGUUUUAUCAGUGGGCAGAGGCAAUAAGCUCGAGACUCGAAGAAUUUAUGAACGAAGACAAGCAGAAUGUUGAUCAGAUCAUAGCCUUGGUUGCCGACGAGUCAAAGCAACGGGAUCUGGUGAUUGAAGACGAAGAAGAAGACUUUCUUGAUGAAGCAAGCAUAAAUUCGUAUGGGUCGCAGUGUCCAGUAGCCCUGCGCAUGGUCGCGUGUAUCCUGCUCCUCGAAAUCACGGCAUUUCUACGCGAAACCUAUCAGACUUUGCCAAAGUCAUCGCGAUUGUCAACAAAAGAGCGUCCAGCCCCGUGGGAAAGGAUGUACAGCCGAGAAGCUAAUCGUCGAUGGAGCAUGGCACUGUCGUCGAUGGGUCAUUCCCAGACGUCUGCCCAAAGUCUGCAGUCGAUAGCAGGCGAUCGUGAGACUGCUGGUGAGUUGAGGGAGUUGAUCGAAAGAGGCUCGUGGAGUUACGCUAAUCCCAUCACCAAUAUAUAUCAUCAACCAUCUGACUCAAUCGCCCUCGACUUUCGAUCAGAGCGAAAAAUCAGCUUUGUCCUUCACGAGCCUGACAACGAAUCGGAGGGUAGCAGUAAAUCAACUGUCACAAUACAGCCUGACGAUACCAUGACCCAACAACAGCAGCUCAUUAAUGACGCGAUGAUCAGUCGUAAUGCCGACAAGAAACGUGUUUCAGCAACACCAAGUGGUAGGCCAUUCUUACUACGACGCGGUACUGCCGGAAAUACUGGAUCAUUCAAACGACGUAGUCUUAAAUUGCGUCGUAAUACUAAAGAGGGAAAAGACAUGGAGUGUGAGGCUUUUGUUCGAUCGAUAGAUGCAGUGAGACGAGCGGAUUCGAUCCAGUCUAAAAGGAAAGUCAGCUCGCUGUCAGAUCGCAGUGACACAUCCGAGCAAGGUUACGGUGGUGAGGUAAGCGGUGAGGAAUCUCCAGGAAUUUUGAGUGACGAUCAGCCGCCUGAGAGCCCGAGUGACUCCAAUGACACUGACGACACCAACAAAAACUUCCCCUGGAUGAAGGUUUUGGUCCAGUUUACUGGGACCUCUAAUUUUUUCUGCUCACAUCAGAACUUUUGUCAUCCAUAUUGUCAUCGACGGCAGAUGCGUGCCUGCGCGCGGCUCAUUAAAUCUGUGAGAAAAGUUUAUGGAGAGGAGUUUGGAAUAAUUAAUGGAGCGUCGACUUUUGAUUUUGAUGGGGAUGCUAAGAAGGAUGGAGUUGACGGAAAGAAAGACAAGAGGAUGAGGAAAGUUUCUGAUCAGACCAGCGCUCAAGUGUCGCCUGUCAGAAGAAAAGAUAGUGUUGGUCGUAAAUUUAAAAUUGAUAAAAAUUCAGAUGGAUCACAAUCAGGGCGCCUGACCGGAUUGAUAAGAGACUCAUCCAAAGACCUAGCGGACCAAGACUCUGAACGUGGAGGUUUAUCAUCUCGAAAGUUUACCGAGGAUAACAAUGAAGAGGAAAAAGAGCCUCCGGUGAUACUAAAAUACAUAAAGACUCAAGUUAAAGAAGCUUUUCACGCGCCAAUAGCGACUCUAGUAAAAGGGGCAGUGGUCAUGUCCGAAGAUCUAUUUGUUGACGUGCUACCGGUCGCCUGGGAGUUACUUCUGGAAGCCAACCAAGAGGUCGCUGCAUCCGCCGCCUCUUUAUUCAUCAUCGCGGCAGUUCGGGCGCCAAAUCAAGCCAGCGAACUUAUGCACCACGGCCUCCAGCAUUCUAGCUCCGCCAUUCGCAUCAACGCAAUUCUAAAAUUUCAAGUUUUGUGGAAAUUGCGAUAUCAAGUCUGGCCUAGAAUGGAAGAAGCAGCUCACGUUACUUUUAAAGUUCCCCCUCCGGGUAUUGAGUUCACUUUGCCAUCGCCAAAAAUUGGUAUAGAAUCACUUCCGGUGGUUGAUCCGCCCUGGAUGCCUCAGGUUAAGACAAAAGUAGAAGAAGUAACUAUAAAUCAAGAGCGUCAUCGAUCAUUAGUGACAGCUACUAAGACUAGAAAAAAACAACAAACAGAGUUGAUAAAGAAGGCAUUACAGGCACAGGAUGAUAAGAAGCGCGAGGAACGAGAGAAUUUUUUGAUUACGACAAUACCGAUCACAGUCCAGGCUGCGUACGAACCCAGUCCCGUUGGCGACGAUCACGACGAAGGCAAUGCUGACGACGACGCCGCUGAGACUCAGCCCCGGAAUAUGACUCACCAUGGGCAGUCAGCACUUUCACUCUUCCCUUCUUCGCUUUGUUCCGCGAUCGUCCAGAUCAUCAACUUGCUCGACGACGCAGCGGUCUCCGAUGACGGGAAUGCCGUCUACGAAGUCGCCUACCAGGUCAUCUGGAGUUGUCUCGUCGAGGACAGCGCUCUCUUUCUUCGUUACGUCUUGGAACGGCUCACCCGUGAGAAACAAGAGCUUAUGUUCAAAAUACUUCGUCACUUGAUACGAUUCGUUCCAAGGCUUCCUCAGCAAGCGGCAUUUGCUCUCUACAAUUACAUUAUAGGUUAUGUAAUGUUCUACGUAAGGUCGCCGCACGAGGAAGGCCAGAAACAUAUCGGAACUGCUCUGUCAAUACUCUGGAUGGUCGUCCAUAGUGUACACGGAAUAAUGUUCAAAGACUUGAAACAAAUAUUAAGAAAAGAACAGUGCGACGCAUCGAUAUUACUCACAGCUAAUGUUCCCUCCGCGAAGAAGAUUAUUGUACAUGGUCCUCAAGAUCCUGACGCUGGUGGUAUUCCUUCGCAGUUUCCUGUUCAGGAAGACACUCAGUUUUGUCAGAUUCUACGGGAGUCAUUGGAUUUCUUCGGGAUCGAGGAACAUAAGCACAAAGAAUAUUUUCUAGUUGACUACAAAACUCACCAAAUUCACAACCCGUCGUCUUAUGUCAGAGAUUAUUAUUUUUUCAAGAGAUCUCAGUAUCCGCAACUGGAACUGAUUCACAUGAAACCUGAGGACGCUUUCAAUGCCUUGCAGCGACAAGAACUCGUUCACAAGUUUGUUGAAAUAGGAAAAGUUUUAUUAACCUGGGCCAUUUUGAAAAAUGUUGACAUGGUGGUUCAAAGAGUUGUUUUUUUGCACGAGGAACUUAUGAAGCUUCCGGCGUUUCCUCGUAAAGCUUUAGAAGCCGACUUGGAUCUUUACAAAGGCGGAGAAAUUGGCAGAGAACUGCUUGGACUGGAUGUGAUGCACAAAUUUAUGUGGGUGAGAUUAAUAGCCCGGAUGUUUGAAGCCAUGGCGGGUAAUUUCGCGUACUCGGGAGACAUUCACUUGUUCCUGAAUGUCCUCAACGGUGCGAUAAUUCUACACAGCGAGGACUCGUGUAUCUUGCGCUACGUAGUCGCGACUUAUAUAAACGCGGCUCACAAUUUCAAAAAUAUAUUCUCGACAAAUGGUUAUUUGCUGAUAAUGCCAACACUUUUGCAGCUAUACUCUACUCAUCAAACAAAUAAGCUUGUAACGACAACUGUCGAGUACGCGGUAAAACAGUUUUAUCUGAUGAACCGGAAGCCAUUCAUCUUGCAAAUGUUUGGAAGUGUUUCAACGAUUCUAGACACUGAUGAGACCAGCACUCAUGGAGACGCCCACAAAGUUCCUUCUAUAUGUUUGUUUAAUUUGUUGAUGAGUUUGGAAACGCCAUCACCUGAUCCACUCAACAUUGGGGAACUUGUUAAAGAAGAAAAACCUCUUAAGGCUAUUGAUUUUUGUUAUCACGAUGAAACUGAGAUGGUUUCUGUGCUAGAUUGUAUUUCGCUUUGUGUUAUGGUAAUUGCUUAUGCUGCUGACUCUAUUCGCGGGCAACAGAUGCUGACUAUUUUGGAAGCAAUAUUGCCGUGUUACGUUCAGCAAAUCCAAUUGCCAACGUACAACCGCGAAGGAAAAACAGAAAAGGAAAUAAUAAACCAAUUGGCGAUAGCGGUGAAGACUUUGGUAAAUAAUUCCGAAGCUUUGACAAAAUACUACAAUGGUCCGCAGAAAUCUAGUCCUGAGCACAAAGGAUCGAGCCAGAGGAACUACGGCAAGGGCCCUUACUCACCUGGGUUCGAGUACGAGGAUGAAACGCACACUACCAAGUACCUGGAACAUACCAAAGUCAGGACUUUUUACGAGCGAGAUAAUGAUGACGCGGAGAGCUCACACAAAAAUGAGUUCCGAAGGCCUAGGGAUACUUUGUUGAAUAUUGUGGGAGAUUUUGUGGCAAGAACUUCUGUGAGACUUGCUGAGCUGAAUAAAAAAUCACAGGAUGGCAAAACUAUUGAGUUGUUGGAUUCAAAGUGUCACGUGCGACUGGCAGAUGUUGCACACAGUUUACUGAAGAUGGCGCCCUAUGACUCUGAAACAAUGGGCUGUCGGGGUCUAAGACGUUACAUGAACGAUGUGCUGCCAUCUACCGAGUGGUCAAAUGACGAUAUGAGACCCGCACUGACAAUAAUCCUGCGGCGUCUUGAUAAAACUUUCAGUAAAAUUUACAAAAAAGCAUCAGUGCGUCGCAAUACCGAUUGGGAGGCAGCCAGCGAUUUACUGAAAGGAAUCUACGAGACUCUGUCCCGCUAUCCCUACAUUGCGCACUUUCAGUACUUCAAAACUCUUCUCAGUACUUGCCAGGCAUUGAUAGUCGGUGACACAGGCCUAGUUGAAGUAACUUCCGGUGCCUCAGCAGCUCUGAUGAGCAAAAUACCUCCUCAGCAUUUCUGUUCCACUGUACUGAGACUCAUCGCUUUGCAUGUGAUCUCUCUAGGAGAAGGAUACUCACUGGAGAACGUUUGCGGAGGCUCAACAAUGUUCGCUUCUCAAACGCGGACCGAAAACAUGCUUCUCAAUUUACUGAUUCCUCUAUUCCUGCGCGUGGGUACCGGGCGCAAAGACGUUCCUAAAUUGAGGCCAGCGGACUUGAGCUUCGCUUUAAUAGCUGUCCUGAAUACUCUGUGGCCAACCGGAACUAAAACGAUGCCCAUGGCUAUGCAGAAUUUGAAAGCCACCACAGAUAUGAGAGCCGGAAGUCUUACUUUUGCUGCGCGAGACACUAAAGUUUCUAUGAAACUCUCAAUGUCUCUCUACCAAGUCGCUUUUUUAGCACUAAAAAUAAUGAUCAUCUGCUUUGAGACCGAAUUAAAAACUGAGUGGACGAAAAUACUCCGUACAAUGAGGCUUCUCAACAAACGUAACGAAGCCUCAAUUCACUUAUGGAAUUUCCUGGAGUUUGUAGUCACCCAUCGGACUGCUCUCUAUAUCCAAAUGUUGCCUUUUAUUGUUCACAAAAUAGGCCAGCCACCGAUUUCCGAGCACGAACGUAAUAUGCAAACAAUAAUACGCGGAAAAAUAAAUGGAGACACGUUAGCGUAUCCAAAAUCACGAGGAACGCUGCUUGGUGAUUUGCUUCAUGAGCUUCGGGACUUGAAGGAAGAAAUUGAAGAUCGUAAAUUCGAUGAAAUGCAACCAGAACCCAAACGAAGUGUAGUAGACAUGCAUCCAGGAGCGCCCAAUGCCGAUGGGCAACCACGAACUCAACGGCCAUCUUUGUUGAACGAUUUAUGGAGCGGAGAAUUGGGCUCUAAAGCUCACAUCAGUCGGACACCUGCAGAGACGCCUGGGUCCCAUUCAACGACGCUGCAUUCACUGCCGCACUCGGUCCAACAGUCGCUGAACUCGGGCAGCGCGAGGUCAUCAAUGCCCAGUCAAGGAUCAGCUCCAAAUGGCGCCACCAGAGCCAUGAGAAGAAACAUUGAUGGGGUUGUCACGUUGACUGCUCCGUAUCUCAAAUUGUCGGUCCUAGGAUCGGUAUCGAGUGCCGGAUCAUCAACUCUCAAAGAUGCUGCCCCUGAGAAUGGGAUUCAGGUUAAGUCUGAUGAUAAUCAACCUAGCGAGCCUACAGAUAAAAAUGAUGAACGCAAGCAUCAUCUGCUUCACCCGUUGUUUACUCACCAAAAAGCGUCUAAGCGACUGAGCUUUGUACCUUCUGUAGAAUUUAGACGCGCUUCAGCAUGGUCUGUGUUGAGAGGAGAAGUUGUGACGAGUCAGUUGAGUCCAAACAGUCCGAUAGACGACAGUUCAGGGGAGUCCCGACAAGACAAGCCACGAUUGCAACGUUCGAUGGGCCAAAGCAAAAGGACUUUUCGGUUAAGAAAAAGUCGACGGACUCAUAUUGAGAUUCCACACUUGAAACUAGAACAAGAAACCCAACCAGUAGUGCCAACAUCCCAAACGCCGCCAGCGUCAGUGGAACAGAAAUCAAGUUUGUUAGUCACCGAACCGCGUACGCGCCGAAGUUACUCGAUGCGUCCCGGCGACCUGGAACGUCUUCCCACAAUGAAUUUGAGUCCUGCUCCAGCACUCCAACAGAAUCUGCUGCACCCAGCUUCUGAUGUCUCCUAUGACGAAGACACAUCCAGCACAUCCGGUUACCGCGAGUCCUAUAGCAUACAGUUGGUAACCAUAGAAGGCCGCGAAGCCCAUCCACCUCCUCUGGCCUCUCCCGACCUCAACGAUCCCUCUACCAGUAGCACUACUACCAAUUGCAUGGCCUUUGAUGGCAGCUCCCCUGACUGCUCAUUGAAUGGCAACAGCGCCAGUGGUGGGGAAAAAACGGCCCUUCUUAAUUCCCGGCAGCGCACUGCGUCCCAGCAAUCUCUGCUGAUGGUUUUCCAACCUCAAGACGAAGAUACGCUGAUUUAACAACCGGCUUUGGUUUUUAAUUAUAAUAAUAAAGUAAUUCCAAGAAUUGUUAUUAUUGUAAAGUGAUAUAGUUGUAGUUUCUUAAAUUAAAUUUAGAUAUUUAUACGAUUUCGGUAGCUAUUUGGCUGUUUUUAAGGCCUAAUUUGUACAAUUUGUUGAAAAUAAAUUAAUUAUGAUAAUAUUAAA
Molecule: messenger RNA, 11337 nt
Organism: Microplitis mediator
Lineage: Eukaryota; Metazoa; Arthropoda; Insecta; Hymenoptera; Braconidae
Gene: unc80
Product: protein unc-80 homolog
Exons: 40
Coding region: 409-11151 (3580 amino acids)
Biological process (GO): monoatomic cation homeostasis
Cellular component (GO): axon; cation channel complex
Molecular function (GO): monoatomic cation channel activity
Source: RefSeq, a predicted model, not a curated record